AUGUCGGCAGACGGCGGGCUCCGACCGACGCUCUUCGUGCGGCUCCUCAACAAGGUCUUCAAACAUUGGGCCCCGUUUCUUGUCAAACACGAUGUCGCAAUAUUGAUAGCAACCCUCAUCUUCACCCUCGUCACCUCCAUCAAAAUCCCAUUCACGAAGCAACAGGAUGACGUUCGGACCGGGUGGUCCCCCGACGGUGCCCGCUCCGUCUCCGAAAUGCACCAGUACAGCAGAUACCUUGGCAAUAGAGCCUCUGACCCGAUCGCCGCUAUGGUAUUCAUCGAGGCCAGGGAUCAUGGAAAUAUGCUGCGACAUGAGCAUUUGAAGCACACCAUUCAAUUGCUCGACGACCUCUCGGCGGCAGUUUCACACAAGAAUCGCACCUACAACGAUUUAUGCGGCUCGAUGUGCGCGAUUAACGACCCGUUUCGAUUGUUUUACAACUCCUUCGAAAUGCGUGAACUGCGCGAAAACGACGACGGCGAGACGGCGGGCAUUGCGUUCCCGACGAUGAGCAUCCUCGGCAAGGAGAUCGACCUCAGCCCGCAUCUUUUUGGCGUGAAGCUCGAUGAAAAUCAUGAGCUUGCGUUCGUCCGUGUCGUCCAGCUGAACCUGAACACCGGAAAACCGGACGACUGGACCCGCGAUGAUGUCAUGCAGUUCGAGAGGGCGUUGUACAACUACAUACACACUACUUUCAAGAGCGAGGUGAUCACACCACGAUGCUUGUCGCUGACGUUUGCCACGGAUGAGAUCGUGCGCACCGGCGAAGCCAUCUUCCCCUUCAUCGGCGUCGGCUUCCUCAUCAUGGCCACAUUUGCCGUAGUUACGGUUUGGUGGGGCAGCCGGAAGCUUGGACAGUGGAGCUUCUCCCGAGCUCAGCUAGCCGUCCUUGGAUGCGUUUGCCCAUUGCUGGCCACGUCUUCAGCCCUGGGACUACUUUUCUGGAUGGGCUUCCGGUUUGGGACGAUUCUGGCUGUAACACCGUUUCUGGUGUUGGCUAUUGGGGUCGACGACGCCUUCCUGCAGCUCCAAUCCUGGGCCAGGCUUCGCGAUGAGAGCCCGCAUCUAUCGCGCGAGGAGAGAAUGAGACUGAUGCUCGAAGAUAUCGGCCCCUCAAUCUCAAUCACCUCACUUACAAACUUUUUCGCCUUCCUCGUCGGCUAUUUCACGCCCACCCCCGAAAUCCAGUUGUUCUGCAUCGGAAAUGCGGUGGCCAUCAUUUUUGACUAUCUCUAUCAGAUCUCAAUGUUCUGCUGCAUGAUCUCGAUUGGGGCCCGACGCGAAGAGGGUCAGCCCAGAAAAAUCGCUCCGGCGCCCGGAAAACUGAUCAUCCCCAUUGCGCACAAGAAGCAUGAAGAGCUCGAAGAAGCGCCCUUUAUUACUGCCUAUUCGAAGUGGAUCUCCUCGCCUUUCACCACGGCGCUGCUCUUCUCUGGGCUCCUUGUCUAUUGGUUCAUCACCGCGCGCGGGGCCCUCCAAAUGUCGGUCAUUUUGUCGUCGAAAAGCUUGGUUAUCGAGGGAUCGCCUCUAAUUGAUAUCGAGAACCUCCGCGAGCAGUACAUUCUUCCAAAUUACACCAACGUCGUCGUGCUGGUCAAUGGGGUCGGCGACUUUGCAGACCCGGCACGGCAAGGCCUUUGCGAAGAUUUGAUCAAAACUUUCGAGUCGUUCCCGGAAGCCAUCGGGCCCGAAACGACACAUUUCUGGCUGAGGGACUACCGCGCUUUCCAGGAAAUCACCGAAGAAGAAGCCGAAGUGACGGAAGAUGGUGUCGCGGUCACCACCGCCGAUCCGUUCACCCGAAAAUCCCUGAAACAAUUCCUGGAAUGGCCGGAAUUCCGGCACUGGGCCGGAUUUAUCCAGUUUGAUGAUAUGGGAAAGCUUGACCGGUUUAUGGCUACGGUAUCCUUCCACGGUGAGACGCUAGGGCGAUUUGCCGUCCGGAAGGAGAUGCUCGAGCGCUGGCGGGCGGUAGUUGACCGAUUCCCGCAGCUCAACGCCAGUAUUUUUGACGAUUUUGCGUCGUUUGUGGAUCAGACGGAUUCGAUGGUCCCCGCCACGCUCAGCUCCUCCGCUGUGACUUUGGCGACGAUGCUGGUGGCCUGCUUUUUCUUUAUGAAUUCGCUCUUCACCAUCGUAAUUGCCGCACUCUCAAUCAUCUCGAUUUGCCUAGGAGUUUUCGGUUUCCUAGCCCUGUGGAACGUAAACCUGGACCCAAUCUCGAUGUCGUGCCUUAUUAUGUCUAUCGGCUUCUCCGUCGAUUUCCCGGCCCACAUCUCCUUCCACUUCCACCGCGAAGGCCUCGAGCACCCGGAAACGACACCCGCAGAACGGGUGGCCAGAUCAUUAUUGGCAAUCGGCUUUCCCCUGCUGCAAUGUGGCGUCUCCACCGUGCUCUUCGUGCUCUGCUUGAUUUGUAUCAAGACCUACAUGGGCGAGGUCUUUGUCAAAACCGUCUUCCUCGUGGUGUCACUUGGGCUUCUCCACGGUCUCGUCAUUGUCCCAUCGUUCUUGUGCUCGCUCUCCAACCUACACACCCUUUUUCUAGAAUGGAGGCAGAAAAAGCGCGUCACAAAACCCGUCGGCAGCUCCUCUCCCUCCGCCUCGUCAAUCUCAAUCUCCCCGGCUUCAUCAGAAGUACGGUUCGAGACGGAAACGCGAGUCCGG
Molecule: messenger RNA, 2670 nt
Organism: Mesorhabditis spiculigera
Lineage: Eukaryota; Metazoa; Nematoda; Chromadorea; Rhabditida; Rhabditidae
Source: the annotation of a GenBank genome assembly